AUGGCUUUCUUCCGUCAUCAAUCCACUCUCAGAUCUACCCGUGGACUUAUGCUCCGCUUGGCGCAGGCCGCGGAGAUAACUGAUACAACCCAGCAAUUGAGGAUAGUGUGGAUGCGCAUCGACCCAUCCUUGCAACGGGAUGUUGCAGAGCCUAAUGCCGGUACCUCUGUCGCUACAUUCAUGCAGCAGUUGGACCAACGCUACGGUCAGUGGUUGGACAUGGCUAAUCGCGCGAAUCGUCGGCGAUCUGAAGGCCAGCAACCCCAGAGGCGAUACCGGGAAGACCCAUGA
This is a messenger RNA of Penicillium brevicompactum, 291 nucleotides long. RefSeq lists its product as uncharacterized. NCBI's taxonomy places the organism in Eukaryota, Fungi, Ascomycota, Eurotiomycetes, Eurotiales, Aspergillaceae. The record is from RefSeq and is a predicted model, not a curated record. The transcript has a single exon. Bases 1 to 291 code for a protein of 96 amino acids.